AUGUCAGGCAGUGGUACGGAACGUUCAAAUUUUCGUGGUAAUCGUCCAUUAUCAUCGAAUCCACCACAUUCAAUAUGUGUAACAGAUCGAAAAGUUGUUUCAUUUACACAUUUAUGGACAAUUGAUCAUUUUCAAUCAUAUUUAGAUGAUCCUCAAUCACCUCGUGUUCUCUUUAGUUCUUAUUUUUCUCCAAAUUUCGGUCCACAUACUGAUACAAGUUGGUGUUUAAAACUUUAUCCAAAAGGUGUUAAUGAAAAAUCAGUUGAAUAUAUAAGUUUAUUUGUUAAAUAUGUUCGUGGUCGUACUGAUUUACAAGCUAAAGCUGAAUUUUCAUUAAUAAAUAGUCGUGGGGAAUUUCAUAUUGUACGUAAAACACCAUAUCAUAUAUUUCCAACGGGUGGCGAUUGGGGUUAUUCUGAAUAUUUAAUGCGUAUGGUAUUAACAACACAACGUAAAUCAGAAUUAUUAAAUGCUGAUCAAAGUUUAAAAAUAUUUACACGUGUUAUUAUUGUUGGUGAAUCAUCAUCAUCAAUAAUACAUGAAGAAAAAAAGAAUACAUAUGAAAGUUUAAUAUCAUUGUCAACACAUUUUAAUUCAUUAUUAACAUCAACUAAAGAUAAUUGUCAUGAUGUUACAAUUAUUGUACGUCCACAACAAUAUAAUAAUUUAACGUAUGAAAAUAAAUCUUCACAUGAUAUUCCAUCAUCAUCAUCAUCUUCAUCACCGAUUGACGGAGGAAAAUUGUCCUCAUCAAAGAGGAAUAAUAAUAAUAAUUCUGGCGCUGGAAAUCAUCGAACAAAACGAAAACGAUAUAGUACAAACUCAGGUGGAAGUAGUGGUGCUGGAGAGUCAUCAGGAGAAACUAGUCAUGAUGAAACAACUUCAACAGCAUUAGUUCUUUUAUCAACACCGACUACAACAACAUUUUAUGUGCAUCGAAGUAUAUUAAGUGUAAGUUUAAAUUUAACAGUCUGA
Messenger RNA from Rotaria sp. Silwood2, 975 nucleotides. Lineage: Eukaryota; Metazoa; Rotifera; Eurotatoria; Philodinida; Philodinidae. The record is from the annotation of a GenBank genome assembly.